AUGGACCACCAGGAAAUAUCGGCGGUUCAUUCCGUACUGCAUCUAAUUUAUCAUCGCAACAAGAACCAACACCAGAGAGCUAAAUGGUGGAAAUGGCUGUCAACCUUAAAACGCACCACGUCGGAUUUGGAAUCGUUGGACUCGGCCGCAGUCGAGCGCUACCAGCAGCAUCUGGCCAUGCAUCUCAUACCCCGAUGUUACCUAGCAUUUUCCACGGUGGUCGCUGAGAACCAGUUCGCGACCUUGGGGAUUGCACUUCUGGCCGCACUGGCACGUCUGGCCAAGGCCACUGGAGCCGACCGGAAGCUCAAAUCGCGAUCUCGGUUAACAGGCAAAAAAGUGGCUGCUCUGACUCCCGCGGAGGACCGAGGAGAGCGCAUUCGUCGCGACGUGCUUCCUGAACCGAGUCAAGCCUCCGCGGAACGGUCUUUGAAAGGGAAGAAGCCUGCCAAGCCCAAGACCACCAAACGCAAGAAAAAUGCGAUCGAUGAUCUUUUCAGCGGUCUUUUCUAA
Messenger RNA from Penicillium pulvis, 513 nucleotides. RefSeq lists its product as uncharacterized. NCBI's taxonomy places the organism in Eukaryota, Fungi, Ascomycota, Eurotiomycetes, Eurotiales, Aspergillaceae. Gene Ontology annotation, biological process: maturation of 5.8S rRNA from tricistronic rRNA transcript (SSU-rRNA, 5.8S rRNA, LSU-rRNA); nuclear-transcribed mRNA catabolic process, RNase MRP-dependent. The record is from RefSeq and is a predicted model, not a curated record. Gene Ontology annotation, molecular function: rRNA primary transcript binding. Bases 1 to 513 code for a protein of 170 amino acids. The transcript has 2 exons. Gene Ontology annotation, cellular component: ribonuclease MRP complex.